Xiphophorus maculatus (southern platyfish) is the source of this 1342-nucleotide messenger RNA. RefSeq lists its product as uncharacterized. Bases 98 to 709 code for a protein of 203 amino acids. NCBI's taxonomy places the organism in Eukaryota, Metazoa, Chordata, Actinopteri, Cyprinodontiformes, Poeciliidae. The transcript is spliced from 5 exons. The record is from RefSeq and is a predicted model, not a curated record.
GCUGCUGGUCACACUGAUUCUCCUUCACCAGGGUUAUGCCUUGGUUCCAGCAGUCUCCGUUCAGCUUGGUGAACCUGUAACUUUUACUUGUGGUACUAUGGAAAACUUUCAGACCAGCACGUGGCUUCAAUGGUACAAGCAAAGUAAAGGAGAUACUCUGAAAUUAAUCGUAAUGCAGCCAAAAAAUGUUGAUCCCAGUUACGGACCAGAAUUUGCUACUUCAAGAUUCAGAGCAACAAAUGAUGGAAUAAUUAGAAAUCUAACAAUCCUGAGGACAAUUCAACAAGAUGAAGGAAUGUAUCACUGCGCUCUUAUAGGCUGGACUGAAUCUACAUGGACUGGGACUUAUUUGAUGGUAAAAGGAAACACAGAGGGGAUAUUAAACAGCACUAUUGUUCAGAAGUCAGUACUGUCAGAAUCCAGUUCACGGUCACUGGAAGUUGUCAUAUUUCUUCUGUGCACUGUCUUGGCUAUAAGCCUGACGGUUAUUGUUGUCCUUAUAUGCAUAAUCAUCAAAAAGAAAAGUGACUCCUGUCAAGAUGGUGUUGAGCUGCAUAAACACUGCAGUCAGGAAAGACUAAAGGGACAUGAGAGCAAAUGGAUCUACACUGCUGUCAUUUUCACUGUGAUGAAACAGGAGAGUGGACCAAUAAACUCAUCAGCUCAAAGAGAGAAGAUUUAUACUGCUAUAAAAGCCUUUGGGUUAUAGCUGCCAUGUAACAUGUGUUUCACAUGUAUUAAAUAAUGUCACAAUGUAAGACAGUAUGUACUGUUUUUUUGAAGAAAGUGUCUACGACUGUAAAUACAAUAUAUAUAAUUUAACAUUUCAUCAUGUACAAAUUAUAUGCCAGUGUCUUGCUGAUUUCAACUUUUCUUUAAUUUACUUUUGGAUUCAUUCAUAGUGUCACCAGACUGCUGGAUCCUUAAAGUAGGUCAUCAACAAGAUUCUUAAAUUUAACAAUCAAAGUUCAGAUCAAUUAGUUUUGGAUUAUUGAGUCAUGUUUGAUUGCAUAUGUUAUGUGAAACUUGAGGAACUGCAUUUUAAAUAUUGUGUUUGGUCAUUAAGCAGCAUAACAUACACAAAGAGAAUGUAUGUUAUGCUGUGAAAAUGUAUGUUUUUUGCAACAAUUUUAUUCUUCUACUGACAUUUUCUUCAUCUUUUGUUCCUCUGCUCACCAUUCCAUCAGAAAUCUGUUUCUCAAUACCCAAACAUACAUUUAGUAUUGUUAUUAGUUCCCUGUUAAGUUUAGUUUUCUAAGGUAUUUUGAAUUAUAAGUUGCUUGAAACAUGAAUUUCCCGAGCAGAUCCUUCAAUGACCAAUUAAAGCUAAUUGUUCAUCUGA